Molecule: messenger RNA, 2260 nt
Organism: Acomys russatus (golden spiny mouse)
Lineage: Eukaryota; Metazoa; Chordata; Mammalia; Rodentia; Muridae
Gene: Masp2
Product: MBL associated serine protease 2
Exons: 11
Coding region: 22-2181 (719 amino acids)
Biological process (GO): proteolysis; complement activation, lectin pathway
Cellular component (GO): extracellular region
Molecular function (GO): calcium ion binding; serine-type endopeptidase activity
Source: RefSeq, a predicted model, not a curated record
GAAGUGAGGUAGGCAGGAGCCAUGGGUGGAUUCCCAGAAUCCUUGGGUUUGGGAGGCUGGGGGCAGGGCCAGGAGUUGGACAAACAGACCAAAGGUGAGUGGAGCUGGGUCUGCAGAGCUGGAUGGCAUAUCAUGAGGCUGCUGCUCUUCCUGGGCCUGCUGUGCAGCUUCCUGGCCACACUUUUGGGCUCAAAGUGGCCUAUGUUUGGGCGCCUGGUGUCCCCUGGUUUCCCAGGGCAGUAUGGCAACAACCAGGGUCGGACCUGGGAGCUGACUGCACCCCCUGGCUACCGCCUGCGCCUCUACUUUACCCACUUCGACCUGGAACUGUCUUACCGCUGCGAGUAUGACUUUGUCAAGUUGAGCUCAGGGUCCAAGGUACUAGCCACUCUAUGUGGGCGGGAGAGCACGGAUACUGAGCAGGCGCCUGGCAAUGACACCUUCUACUCACUGGGUCCCUACCUGGAGGUCACUUUCCACUCCGACUACUCCAAUGAGAAGCCAUUCACAGGAUUUGAGGCCUUCUAUGCUGCAGAGGACGAGGACGAGUGCCAAGUGACCCUGGGACACUCAGCCCGUUGUGACCAUUAUUGCCACAACUACCUGGGCGGCUACUACUGCUCCUGUCGAGUGGGCUACGUUCUCCACCAGAACAAACACAGCUGCUCAGCCCUGUGUUCAGGCCAGGUGUUCACUGAGAGGUCUGGGGAGCUCAGUAGCCCCGAGUACCCGCAGCCAUACCCCAAGCUCUCCAGCUGUACCUACAGCAUCCGCCUGGAGGAGGGCGUCAGUGUCACCCUGGACUUUGUGGAGUCCUUCGAUGUGGAGAUGCACCCUGAAGCCCAGUGCCCCUAUGACUCCCUCAAGAUUCAAACAGACAAGGGGGAGUACGGCCCAUUUUGUGGGAAGACGUUGCCCCAUAGGAUUGAAACAGACAGCAACGACGUGACCAUCACCUUUGCCACUGAUGAGUCAGGAGACCACACAGGCUGGAAGAUACACUACACAAGCACAGCACAGCCCUGCCCUGAUCCAGUGGCGCCACCUAAUGGCUACAUUUCACCAGUGCAAGCCAAGUACGUCCUGAAGGACAGCUUUUCUGUCUUCUGCAAGACUGGCUUCGAACUUCUGCAAGGUUCUGUCCCCCUGAACUCAUUUGCUGCUGUCUGUCAGAAAGAUGGAUCUUGGGACCAGCAGAUACCACAGUGCAGCAUUAUUGACUGUGGCCCUCCCGAUGACCUGCCCAAUGGCCACAUGGAAUAUGUCACAGGCCCUGAAGUGACCACCUACAAAGCAGUGGUUCAGUACAGCUGUGAGGAGACUUUCUACACAAUGAGCAGUGACGGUAAAUAUGUGUGUGAGGCUGAUGGAUUCUGGACGAGCUCCAAAGGAGAAAAAUUCCUCCCAGUUUGUAAGCCUGUUUGUGGGCUGUCCACACACACUAUAGGAGGCCGAAUAGUUGGAGGGCGGCCUGCAAAGCCUGGUGACUUUCCAUGGCAAGUCCUGUUACUGGGUGAAACUACAGCGGCGGGUGCACUUGUACAUGACAACUGGAUCCUAACAGCUGCUCAUGCUGUACACGGGAAAACAGAGGCCCUGCUCUCCUUGGACAUUCGCAUGGGCGUCCUUAAGAGGCUCUCCGCUCACUACACUGAAGCCUGGCCAGAGGCUGUCUUCAUUCACGAAGGCUACACUCAUGGUGCUGGUUUUGACAAUGACAUAGCACUGAUUAAACUCAAGAACAAAGUCACAAUCAAUAGAAAUAUUAUGCCUGCUUGCCUGCCAAGAAAAGCUGCACCCUUAAUGAGGACAGGCGACAUGGGAACUGUGGCUGGCUGGGGGCUAACCCAGAAGGGGUUUCUUGCUAGAAACCUAAUGUUUGUGGACAUACCAAUUGCUGACCAUCAAAAAUGUACUGCUGCAUAUGAAAAGCAGCCCUACCCAGGAGCAAGAGUAACUGCUAACAUGCUGUGUGCAGGCUUAGAUGCUGGUGGCAAGGACAGCUGCAGAGGUGACAGUGGCGGAGCAUUAGUGUUUCUAGACAAUGAAACACAGCGAUGGUUUGUAGGAGGAAUAGUUUCCUGGGGUUCCAUUAAUUGUGGGGAGGCCAACCAAUAUGGGGUCUACACAAAAGUCAUAAACUAUCUUCCCUGGAUUGAGAACAUAAUGAGUAAUUCCUAAUUUGCAUCCUCUAAUCAGUAUCUGGGAAACUUGGUGGUAGCGUAACCUGAGAAGUAUUGGCAGUCCACCCCAAACCAAA